UGGAGGUCGAUAUACUUCCGGAUUCAAAGUUGCGCAUGCGUAUCAGCAUACACACAUCCGACUGUGUAUACAAAUUGUCGUCACAUCCGGAACCUCGUUUUCAUAUAUAUGGGGAACUGGUUGAUGUCGCAACACAACUGAAGCAGAGUUGUAGCGCAAACAGAAUCCACAUUAGUGAGCAGGUCGGCACCAUGCUCCGAAAGGAGCAUUUGUACAACGUUCAACGAAGAGGCUUUAUCAUACUUCCAAGUGGCAGGUACUUGGCCACCCAGUGGCUGCUUGGCCGGCGAGUGUCCGUGUGUUACCCAAACAAUGAUGUUAUGAAGAAAAUUAGCUUCAUGCCUAUCCAACUCGCCGAGACACCGAUCUACAGAUUCGACAAAGAGAAAGUCAAAUACGUUUCUCCAUACUGGAUGUCUCCUCAGUACCACGAGACAACUUCAAUGAGUCCGGCUUUAAGUGAAUCAUCCUAUUCAGAAUCUGAAUGUAGCUUCAACGGCAGCUCCGGCUGUAACGAGUAGAAACAAAUCCCACUUCUACUAGGACCAGUACUAUAAACAAACAACGCCAAAUUCUACUGUAACAGGACUGAUAUAGACAAUGAGUGAACAGGUACAAUCUCCAGGUGUCACUUUUUGCAAUCUUGUAUGUGUGUUCAUGUUUACAGUUUCAGUAUUUGUAAGAUAUUGUUCCUGAUUUAAACACAGACUCUUUGCAGUUUUUGUUCCUUUUUAUCUAUUUCAAUAUUUGUAUGAAUUUAUUCAUGUGUUGCGACCUCAUUCUUUGUAUGCAUUAUUUCCUGAUCAAUCUUGAGCAUCCUCUCCCUACACAAUAUGUCGUUGAUCAGAACGCUUUAUACUACCAUACUAAACUGAAUAACGCAUUCCUUCUCUGAUUACUCU
Molecule: messenger RNA, 902 nt
Organism: Mizuhopecten yessoensis (Yesso scallop)
Lineage: Eukaryota; Metazoa; Mollusca; Bivalvia; Pectinida; Pectinidae
Product: speract receptor-like
Exons: 4
Coding region: 36-521 (161 amino acids)
Biological process (GO): cyclic nucleotide biosynthetic process; response to oxygen levels
Cellular component (GO): guanylate cyclase complex, soluble
Molecular function (GO): guanylate cyclase activity
Source: RefSeq, a predicted model, not a curated record